This is a messenger RNA of Lepisosteus oculatus (spotted gar), 2647 nucleotides long. It is a transcript of the gene lipf, whose product is annotated as lipase, gastric. Lineage: Eukaryota; Metazoa; Chordata; Actinopteri; Semionotiformes; Lepisosteidae. Gene Ontology annotation, molecular function: hydrolase activity, acting on ester bonds. The record is from RefSeq and is a predicted model, not a curated record.
GCAUCAGUCAGUUGAUGCCCAUCUGCUUCAGAACGUAAGGCUGUAGUGAGUUGUGUUAAAUAACGUCUACUAAGUAAAGUAGGUUGGCCCGUAUUUUCGUCGUCUACUACACUUUUUCCUUUUUAUUGUAUAUACAAGGUUUUUAAUAGUUUGUUUAAAUGCUUCCUGUUUUACUCUUUUAAUUUAAAUGAAUCCAUUCCAGCUUGCAUAACCGAAACUUGCUGCAUAAUUUUGACCAGAGAUGGCGUGGUUGCUGUUCAGUGUGGCCCUCUUCAUUCUGGGGGCUGUCCAAGGCGAGGACGUCUUCAGCAGGAGCCAAAGGGGACUGGAUCCCGAAGUGAACAUGAACAUUAGCCAGAUCAUUUCGUACUGGGGUUAUCCUGUGGAGGAGUACGAAGUCAUUACUGAAGAUGGCUAUAUCCUGAGUGUAAACAGAAUCCCACAUGGGAUUAAGAAGAAUGCAGCAGGACCAAGGCAGGUGGCCUUUCUUCAACAUGGCCUGCUGGCCGCUGGGAGCAACUGGGUCACCAACCUGCCCAACAGCAGCCUGGCCUUUAUCCUGGCAGACGCUGGCUAUGACGUGUGGCUUGGAAACAGCCGGGGGAACACCUGGUCCAGGAAACAUGUGACGCUCAGCCCGGACCAGGAUGCCUUUUGGGCAUUUAGUUUUGAUGAAAUGGCAAAAAAAGACCUUCCAGCAGUGAUUAAUUUCAUCACUAAAAGCACAGGCCAAGAACAGAUUUACUAUGUGGGCCAUUCUCAGGGAACUACCAUAGGUUUUAUAGCUUUCUCCACCAUGCCUGAGCUGGCUAGCAAAAUCAAGACAUUUUUUGCACUGGCCCCAGUGGGUACAGUUGAUUUUGCCACCAGCCCCAUGACCAAACUCUCCAUAUUUCCCGAAUUCCUUAUCUGGGAACUCUUCGGAAGAAAGGAUUUCUUCCCCCAGAGCUCUCUGAUUAAAUGGUUUGCAACUGAAUUUUGUAGCGAGGUCCCACUGGAUGAACUGUGUGGCAAUAUUUUCUUCGUCCUCUGUGGUUUUGAUGAGAAAAACCUGAACAUGUCUCGAACUCCUGUGUACACCACACACUGCCCUGCUGGGACCUCGGUACAGAACAUGCUUCACUGGAGACAGCUCAUAAAGACAAGGAAACUGAUGGCUUUUGACUAUGGCACAUCUGGAAACAUGGCACAUUACAACCAGCCCACUCCUCCGCAGUACCACAUCAGAGACAUGAAGGUGCCCACUGCCCUGUGGUCAGGAGGGCAUGACUGGCUGGCUGAUCCCAAAGAUGUGGCUUUGCUCCUCACCCAGAUCUCCAACCUGGUGUACCACAAGGACAUCUCCCACUGGGAGCACCUGGACUUCAUCUGGGGGCUGGAUGCCAAUCAGCUGAUGUACAGUGAGAUGGUGAAGCUCAUGAACCAGAAUGCUUGAGGUGUUAACAUUCUCACUGGCCACACUGCCCUGAAGCAGUUUUAGAAGUUUCGCUCAAAAUGUCCCUCUAUAGAAAAACCCAUUGUUAUUAAAAGGUCAUGUUGCAGGGAUACAAAUUAUUAACUAAAGGUGCCUCAGCCUGAACUUUGCUGACACGUGUGUGUUAUUGUGGUUUUGAAUCCUUGUCUCUUCAGUAUCAUACUACUGAACCCCUUUUCACUUAAAUUGUACCUUGAUCAUAAAGCUUUAUCUCAUUAUUUUAUUUAGUAGCUUGUGCUGUGGAAUUCCUAGUCUAGAGGAUUUUAGCCGGCAUUCCAGAUUUUAGAACUGAUUAUUGUAAAGACUUUAUUGGAGGGUUUUUCCUUGCAAUGUUUGCCACUACCCUUUUUUCCUGGGAGAAAACCACGCAAUCUGUUUUUUUUUUUCAUAUUUCCUAAAAUAUGUAUAAAUCUGGUCUCCUUUUACAGAAAAUAUCAACACAAUAAGUGUAUAAAUAUGUUGAGGUUAUUAUUAAAAUGAUUAAGUUCACUUUUGAUUAUUAAAUGAUUAAAGUUCACCUUUUCCUCUUAGGGAUUCUGAAAACUUGACUUUUUAAAUAUCAAUAGCUUUCAUAUCCAUAUCACAAACCAUUAAUCAUUUUAUUUGGUGUAACCCCCUACCCAAUACUUUUCCACAGCUGUCUAGGGAGUCCUAAGCCUACUUAUUAGGCAAUUUUAUCUCAAAGUUACAUUUUAAGAAUUUUUUAUAUUAUCCUUUUAAAUGUGAGCAAUACAAUUUUAUGUCUUAGUUGUGCUCUUAAGGGAAUACCACUAAUUUUUAAUUUGACAUAAUGUAGUAGAAUCACUUGGAUGUAGGGAGAUCAGGGAGAUUGAACGCAAGCAUCUCCAAUCCCAAACAAAUGAAAAACUUGCGUUUUAGUCAAUGUUAUUGUGUCUGAAUUUUGUGUUUUUAGCCCUGCAGAAUUUAAAUGAGAUGAAGCUCCUCAUAAUUCAGUUACAUUCAAAAGUGUUGUUCAGGUAAAGUGAAUGACUGGGUUAAUUUGCAUUUAACAAAUGUAAAAAUGUUCUCCUUUUUGCCCCCCUCCUGUUUUUUUAACAAUGCCUCUGAUCAAAGAAUGUAUUAAACUUUUUUUUGGUAAAAAAGGUGUUUUUGAGCUGUUCUGUCAAACACAUGCACUGAGUUGUUCGUUAAAAUAAAAUUGCCUUCAAAGAA